AUGGCACCCCAAGCUCGGAGGGAGUUGACGACAGCAGAAGUCAUUGCUCAAUUCCGUGGAUACAAUCCUGAGAAAUUCUCAGGACAAGGAGAUCCUCGUCUGGUUGAGGAAUGGAUUCAGGGUCUUGAAUCUAUUUUGAGAUCACUGAAUGUUCAGAAAGGCAUGGUAUUCUCU
Molecule: messenger RNA, 174 nt
Organism: Striga hermonthica
Lineage: Eukaryota; Viridiplantae; Streptophyta; Magnoliopsida; Lamiales; Orobanchaceae
Source: the annotation of a GenBank genome assembly